GCAGCAGCGGGCUGUAAAAAGGCAACAUGUCGACCUCGGACUGUCUUCGGUCCGGAGUCGACUUCAUUGAAUUCUUGGGGGACAGAAAAUUCAACAGCAGAAGCAAACAGGAUCUUCGGGACAUCUACAACCUGGAAUUUAAGCCCAGGCUGACAAGAAACAAGCGUGUGACACUAGCAGGUGUUGGACCCUCCUGUGUACAAUCCAACUACACCACCUUGUGUGUUUCUUUUGACAGAGAAGGAAUAAGGGACCCCGAGUUUUCAAAGGUUCUCGAUGCUCUUGUGAAAGCCAAAAAGGUCUACUUAAAGCAGGGGCUCGUCUACAUCGACGUCAAACCAGAGGUUCGAAGGUACUGUCCCCAGUGGAGGAGGACCCGGGACCCUCAGCCUCCACACAGCCUCGGCCUCGGCCCCAAUAAGACAGACGAGACACCUGCAGCCUCCUCUAGCCCCUCAUCCCCCCUGAACCCUGUUCUGACCACAGAGGAUAACCUUAAGAAAAUCCUUAACAAGUUAAAGGUUAACAGGGAAGAGUUGACAGCUGACAAGGGGGGCAUCCAGAUCACUUCAGACCCUGCUGCAAGUGGAGGAAAGGUCACGUUCACUGUGGACCGUCUGGGGGAGUCUUUCACUGUCACGUUCAAAAUCCUUAACAAGGGCACAAACUACGUCAACUUCACUUUCUACACUGCCCUGCACAAGACCCACUGUUUCACUCUGAGGGACGAGAGGAAAGUGACUCGAGCCUGUCCAGUCUUCCUCUGUCCUGAACGUUUCGGAAACCUGACCCGUUCUGUUGGACGGCCUCCCAAGAUGGCAGUGAGAUUAAGAGAAUACAGAUGCCCACCACACCUUAAGGAACUGGCUAAACGAAGGAUGAAGUACACAAAGAAUCUCUCUUACGAUGCCAGGUCGAGACUCCCAUCAGUGACGCAUCUUCUCACCUCUGGUCUAAACACGAAGACAUACUCUCGCCUAUUCCAUCUCCUGCUGCACCUGGAAGAGAUAACGAUGGAGGUGGAUAGCAGGAAGUAUGACCUCUCCGAUCAAACCAUGACUCAAGACAAAAGCAACAAACAGCAGUUCAAACUCUGUGUUCCCGGUGUUGCUGAGAAUCCACCGUCUGUACUAAAAGGAGAUAUCAUAAUGGUGUCUAACUCUGACGACACGGUCCAGCCGAGCACCAAAUACUACUACGGAAAGGUGUUCAAAGUAGAACUGGACAGCGUGAUAUUGGACUUCCCUAAGUGGUUCCUGCUGAUUUUUAGAAGCGACAUGAAGUUCAACGUGGAGUUUCCGUUCAACCGGUUGACCUUGCAGUUGCAGCAUCGUGCCGUGGACUUGGCAGACCAACAUCACCUCAAAAAGGUGCUGUUCCCGUCUGGAGCAGCAGCAGCUGAAUGCUUCCUGCCUAAACUCAGGAUGUUCAAUCGUCAGCUGGAAAACAACCCGCAGCAAUCUUCUGCAGUCCAGCACAUCGUAGCCGGGUCAUCAAAGCCUGCUCCUUACCUCGUGUUUGGACCUCCUGGAACUGGAAAGACAAUCACGCUGGUGGAAGCCAUGAAUCAGGUCAGAAAGAAGGACUCGUCAGCCCACAUCCUCGCCUGUGCCCCUUCAAACAACGCGUGUGACCUCCUCUGUGAGAGACUGAUGGUCCAUAUGGCUCAUCAUCAGGUUUACCGUCUGUACGCCAAGAACCAUGACCCCAGAACUAUCCCGGAACAACUACGGAAACACUGCAACUGGGACCCGGCUCAACAUGAUUACAUGUUUCCGGAUGCAUCUUUUCUAAUGAACUUCAGAGUCAUAGUUACGACCAUGUUCACAGCUGGCAGGCUGGUGUCGAAAGGAGUCCCAGUUGGCCAUUUCACUCACGUGUUCUUGGAUGAGGCAGGCCAGGCAGAAGAGCCGCAGUGCAUCAUUGCUGUUGCAGGUCUGCUUUCUGCAAAGACGGGUCAGCUGGUACUGGCAGGAGAUCCCAAGCAGCUGGGGCCGAUGAUUCGCUCCCGUCUGGCUCUGAACCAUGGACUCGGAAUUUCUCUGCUCGAGAGACUGAUGACACAGAAUGAUUUAUACAAGAUUGACUCCGGACAGUUUGACCCCCGCUUCAUGAUCAAACUCCUGCGAAACUACAGGUCCCAUCCUGACAUUCUGAAAAUCCCCAAUGAGAAGUUCUAUGAUAAUGAACUGCAGGCGUAUGCUGACCGUUCUGAGCGAGAGGCUUACUGCCGCUGUGAUACAUUUACCGAAAAGGGUUUCCCGGUGAUCUACCACGGAGUGAUGGGGAAAGACCAAAGAGAGGGCAACAGUCAAUCUUUCUUCAAUGAGUCUGAGAUCAACACUCUGAAGGACUACCUCCACAAACUGAUCGACACACAGGGAAAGAACGGUCUCCCUAAAGUCUCUGCAAAAGAUAUUGGCAUUAUCGCCCCGUACAGGAAGCAAGUGGAGAAAAUCCGAAAGGCGCUGAAGUCCGACUCAAAUCUCCGUGAGUUGGGUGAUCUCACCGAGCUCAAGGUGGGGUGUGUGGAGGAGUUUCAGGGACAGGAGAGGAAGAUCAUCAUGGUCUCGACUGUCCGCAGCAGCAACAGCUAUGUCAAGAUGGACCAAAACUACAACAUUGGAUUUCUGGCCAAUAAUAAGAGAUUCAACGUGGCCAUCACCAGAGCAAAGUCCCUGUUGAUAGUGGUGGGAAACCCUGUGAUCUUCAGCAAGGAACCCACCUGGAGCGGGUUCAUCGACUUCUGUGUGAAGAAUGGGGGAUACAGAGGAUGUGUCUUUAAAAAACCAGAUGGAGAGGCGGACCUUUCGGCAAAACUGUUAAGCCUGAAAAUCCACGUAGAUUCUGAACAUCCUGUGUCAGAGGAGAGCGCCCUCGAGCAGAAAGAUGAGCUUUAAAAUCUCCAUGAAACAUCGGAUGCAAAGAACCAUUCCAGUGAAACCUUCAACACAUUGAAGUGCAUAUGAAUAUAAAGCAAGUGUCUGUAUUUCAUUUCUUCUCUUUUGGCUUUCAACACAAAAUGAGCAUCUAUGACUGAAGAAUAUUUCCUUUCAUUCACUUUUUUGAAAGCAGUUUGCAUAUUUUGUUACAAAGAUUUUUUUGGUGCUCUGAUUUGAUCAACAAACAUUUCGUUGACCACUUUUCUAUUUGUCUCUGCAGUAGCUUGUUGAUAAAGCUGCAGUAAAACUCAUCAGCAGGAAUAUUUCUGCACACAACCCUCACAACCCUCGUGUUUGAGAAUCUAAGGAGUAGUUUGUUGUUCUUCUGCAUUUGUCUUACUCCUGUUUGCUCUUAGCAAGUUCCUAUCUUUAUAGCAUUCCUUUUAGUCUGCAGUUUAAGCCUGACUGAGUAAUAAACUGUUUUCUACUCUUA
Molecule: messenger RNA, 3375 nt
Organism: Labrus mixtus (cuckoo wrasse)
Lineage: Eukaryota; Metazoa; Chordata; Actinopteri; Labriformes; Labridae
Gene: mov10a
Product: Mov10 RNA helicase a
Exons: 21
Coding region: 27-2900 (957 amino acids)
Molecular function (GO): RNA binding; 5'-3' RNA helicase activity
Source: RefSeq, a predicted model, not a curated record